AGCCCGUAUGGCUCACCGAUCUUCAGUGCAAUACAGGUCCUCCAAGGGCCGCAAGAACUCUGCCCUCGAGAAGAGGGUGCACAGUGUGCAUAUCAUUGAGAGUAUUCCUAGUGAAAUCUUUUUGAAUCGCAGAAAGCAGAUGGAUACAUGGCAGCAGUACCAGGCUCAAAUGGAUUUACCCCCAGAAAAAGCCAAGCUUCUACGGCAGUAUAACGAUGAAAAGAAAUGGGACCUGAUUUGUGAUCAGGAAAAGGUCAGUGCCAAAGCGCCACCCGAACAAUACAUUGCAAGGAUUCGGAAAGUAAUGGAGCCGGGGAACACGUCCAAGGUCGGUAGUUUUAAGAGAACGAGAAGAAAGAUGUUUGACACGUCAACGCAGAAUCUUCGAGACCUGGAAAUCUCACUCAGAACAAACAACAUCCAAUGGGUAAGGGAGUUUUUGAAUGAGGAAAACCUUGGUUUAGAUGUCCUAGUUGAGUAUCUUCAAUGGCUGAAUAAAACUAUGACGCACGAGGAACAUCUAGAGACGCUACCGCCAAAGCAGAGGAGCUCGUUGAGCGUGCGAGGGUCGCGGCACGGGAAGAAGUUCUCCAUGCAGUCCCAUCUAGCCAUUACCAGAGACGACGUCCAUGUUUGUAUUAUGUGCUGCAGAGCAAUUAUGAAUUUCCAGUAUGGUUUCAACCUGGUUAUCAAUCACAAAGAAUGUAUUAAUGCAAUAGCCCUUAGUCUAAAUCAUAAAUCACCCAGAACCAAAGCCUUAGUGUUAGAGUUGUUAGCAGCUGUAUGCCUCGUCAAGGGAGGUCAUGAAAUCAUUCUCAGUGCUUUUGAUAACUUCAAAUUGGAAUGUUGUGAGGCAUAUAGGUUCCAGAAGAUGUUUGAGUAUUUCACGAGAUAUGAAGAAGCAAGUAUAGACUUCAUGGUUGCGUGUAUGCAGUUCAUCAACAUUGUUGUUCAUUCUGUAGAGAAUAUGAACUUCAGAUCGCACCUCCAGUAUGAGUUCUCAUGCCUUGGAUUAGAUGACUAUUUAGAGCAGAAGCUCAAGACGACGGAGAGUGACCGGCUCCAGGUCCAGAUCCAGGCUUACCUUGACAAUGUGUUUGAUGUUGGUCAACUCAUGGAGGACUCCGACACCAAGACCGCUGCAUUGGAGAGAGUGGCCAACCUCGAAGAAGCUUUGUAUCAGACGACAGACAGUUUACGGGUCAUGGAGGAUGCAUCGUUAGCUAAGAUUGCGGAGCUCCAGAUGGGUAUUGCUAAAAUCAGUAGAGAGUUGGAUGUUGUAAAGAAUGAAAAGCUUGAAGCGGACAAGACGAUAAAGGUCUUACAGAGCAUCCCGAGAGGUACUGGCAAUGGUACAGGUGGUGGUGGUGAUGGCAGCGGUACUGGUACCGGCGGUGGCAGUGGUGGUACCGGUGGCGGCGGUGGUACCGGUGGCGGCGGUGGUACCGGCAGCGGUGGUCCUGGUCUUGGUAAUGGUACCGGCGGACCCGGCCUUGGUAACGGUAGCAUGACGUUAGGACCGGAUGAUGACUUUCCACCACCUCCUCCUCCUCCACCUCCUCCAGCAGAAACCAAUGGAUCUGGUGAGUUUACAUGGUCUAAACAUAGUGCCCUUAUAGGAGUGAUAUUGAUCUGGGGGCCCGAUUGCAUAAAGAUUACAACACCUCCCCCUCCUCCUCCCCCACCCCUCCACCAGGUCAAGCUGGUCCUCCUGCUCCCCCUCCACCACCCAUGGGUGUACCUCCACCCCUCCCCACCUUCAGGGGCACCAAUUCCACCCCCUCCCCCUGGUAUGAUCGGCGGAGCACCAUAUGGAUCUGUAACAAUAAAGAAGAAGAUCCGAACCAAAUAUCGUCUUCCAGCACUCAAUUGGGUUGCAUUUAAACCAAAUCAGAUUGGAGGAACCGUGUUCAGUGAGCUUGAUGAUGACAGGGUUAUGGGGGAUAUUGACUUUGAUAACUUUGAGGAAACGUUCAAGACGCAGACGCAAGGCGGUGGUCUGACGGUGACGGACGGUAAGACAAAGGCAACAUUGAAGAAAGAAACCACAUCUCUCCUCGACUCGAAUAGGUUGCAAAACAUUUCCAUCAUCAGGAGAAAGAUCGAGCUCACGACGGAUCAAAUCAUCGAUGCAAUCAAGAAGACGAAUCUCGCUGCUCUUCCGAUCGAUGCAGUAGAACAGCUUCAUAGAUGUUGUCCCAAGGAUGACGAGAAGAAAGCAUUCCAGCAGUAUGAGAAAGAUAAGAAGCCCAUCAAUGUUCUCACAGAUGAGGAUAGACUCAUGAUUCAGCUGUGUAAGGUUGAUAGGCUUAGUCAACGUCUUGGUUGUAUGAUCUUCAUGGGUAACUUCACAGAUACCAUACUUUCUUUCACACCGCAACUGAAUGCAAUUACGUCAGCAUCGUUAUCCAUCAAGAACUCGAGCAGGAUCAAGAAGUUAUUAGAGGUUAUUCUAGCUUUCGGUAACUACUUGAACAGCUCAAAGAGAGGAGCGGCCUAUGGUUUCAAACUCCAAACACUAGAUACGAUCCUUGACACAAAAUCAGCUGACCGUAAAAUCACCCUGCUUCACUACAUCGUGCAGACCAUCCAUCAGAAAUUCCCUGAUGUUGCUAGUUUCCAUGACGAUCUCCAGUACAUUGAGAAGGCAGCAGCAGUCUCACUGGAGAAUCUGAUAGCUGACAUCACGAGUCUGAGCCAUGGUAUCACGCUGUGUAAGAGAGAGUAUGCCCAGCAGAGCGAUAAUACCAUCCUCAGAGAUUUCUUGCUGAACAAUGAGGAGAAAGUCCGGAAACUGGAGAUGGAUCUCAAGAAUGCAAAGGAUGCAUUCAAUGAAGUCGUUGGUUAUUUUGGGGAGAAUCCCAAGACGUUACCCCCUAGUGCCUUCUUUGCCCUCUUCCAUCGGUUCUCAGCUGCAUUCAAGAAAGCAGAGGUCGAGAAUGAACAAAGGAAAAAACUCCAGCUGGCCCAGAAGAACACGGCAGCUAACAUCGCAGCUGCUCAGAAAGUUAGGAAAGACAAACAAAAUCAGGCCGCAGUAGUAGCCGAGCUCGAGACAAGGUAUAGGAACAAGGAGAAAGGCCCCAAAGAGGUCUCGGAUGGUGCUAUUGAAAAUAUCAUCUCAGAUCUGAAAAACGAGCCAUACCGACGUGCCGAUGGCAUACGGCGGAGUCUCCGGCGUAGGCAGGUGGAACGACCGACCAUCCUAGCUGACGAGAUGGUCAUCUAGACUAAUGGAUGGAGCACUUGACCAGCACAGAGCACUGACCAGUAUAUUAACCAGCUAGUAUCCGGAAAUAUACAUUCUCGUGCCAAAACAACAACAAAAUAUAGCACCAAGAAGGCAAUUUGUAGAGUCUUUGGCACAAUUGACCAUCCUUGCUGACAAUAUGAUCAUUUACAGGUAGCUUGAUGGUCAUAGGUCGUGACCGGCACAAGGCACUUACCACUAAACAGUAUUUAUUUGUUAGAUAUGGGUCAUGACCAUUCUGGCGUUUUCCUGAACGGACAGAUAUCUUCCAGCAGACACUUGAUGUACUGCGUCUGCUUCACCAGAAGAAGAGCCACAUCUUCAACACUCAAAGGCAGUCCAAGGCUCGAUAAUACAAAGGUUUGUGAUGGAUCGCAAGUAUGGAAGAACUUCUCUGCUUGGCUCCAGCUCAGUAGUUUGAGUGAAAUUCGCCUUCAAUUAUGAUCGUGAUUGGCCGUGGCAAUUUAGCGAUUGACUAAAAAUCUUCGCGCUUCAGAGCCUUGAAUUCCACCAGACCUUUAAUGUAAAAGAUUUGCCACCAACGACAUCAAAGUUUUUGUCAGCUCUUGAAUGCCAUAUCUAAUAGAUUUCCGACCACUUUGAGACUGGCUCUUUUGACGAAUCCAGCACAUUUCUCACUAACAAUGCUAAGGUUUUGAGUUUAUGAUAUAUAUACUUGUAAUUGAGGAGCAUGCAUCAUACAUAUACAAUUUAAAUCUCUCCAUAUAUAUCACAUUUUGUCAACCAUUCAUUGAAAAAAAGGUGACCUUUAUCUCUUGCCAUGAAUUGGAAGAGGAAGAAGAGAGAUUGUUUUUUGUACCAAAUCAGGUAGUAUAAUGGUAGAUGUGUAGAUAUCGUGCAUAAAGCAAGAUUAGAAACUAGACUGUAGUGUGCACAUCUCUUCUAGAUCGUAUGCUGAUUGCGUAAUCUUUCACAAUGCCUAUCUGAUGAUGGUUGAGGGCAGCAUUUCCUUAAAAAAAACAAUAUAGACAGUUCUUUCUUUGAUUUCAAUGGGGUAAUGCACCCAUUUUCUUGUUCUUAAUGAGGGUCGAAGGUCAUGACAUGGGGUAGAAAGGUCAGGACUUGGGGUGAAAGGUCAUGGCCUGACAUCUGCAGUCGGUCAGUGGUGUUAUGUAAUUGGUCAGUUGAUGAAAUGUGAGUGGACAGUGAUGAUAAAUACUAAUCAUGAUGAAGCUCAGGCUACUUUCAAGAGAGAAAGAUAGAGACAAAGAUUAAAAUCACAAUGUAAAUCUUAUUAAAGAAGUUGAAAACCAAUGUACAUGUAUAAUUGAACAUUGUCUAUACAGCACCUACAGCAUAAAUAUCGUGUCAAAAUUGUGUAGCCGUGCACAUCAAUAUUUUCUACUAUCUUUUCUGUUUUCUUACAUAUUGAAAAAAAAAGAUUAUGAUAAAAACAGGCAAAUUUUCCAUAUAAAAUGGUCAGAGACUGGUACAUUAAGGCAAAUAUAGCAAAAAUGUGAACAGUCUCUUAUAAGUAUAAUUUCAAAAAGGGUGAUUAAUAUCAGGCCCACUACAUAAAUUUGCACCUCUAUCAUUUUGUAAUUCAUGCAUAAAGAUGACCAAAUUGUUAUGAAUAUUCAUGAAAAUAUGUCCAAUAGUUUCUUUUAAUACCUUAUGAUGUUUAGUAUGAAUUCAAUAGUUGCUUCAGAAUCAGAAAGACUCUUCACAUCUUUACAAACUAUGCGUCCUUCUGAUUCUCAAGCAACCACUUAAAGUAUGAUUGCUUCCAAAUGGGAGAGCUGAUGAACGUUAAUAUUCUUUUUUUAUAGUGAUAAAUAAUUUUUUAUAUAUGAACAAAGUAUAUAUAAACAACACAAAUGUAUAUAGAAAGGAUGAAAUUGUGAAGAUUUUCUAUUUAUGAUUGAUAAUCUGCUUGCAGACGCGAAGCAAUUCUAUAAGACAUUAUUUUUGUGUCUUUGGGUUUGUUUUUUAUAUUUUAUAUAUAUGUACAGCCAACUGCUGUGUUCCGCAACUCAGAGUGCAAAGCUCGGAGGUGUUUUGUGUUUAACAUGUAAAAACAUUGGGCAAUAUAACAUUCUAAGUUUAUUGAUUAUUGUAUGAAUAGUUUGUUUUCGUCAUUAUUUAUAUCUAUUUUCGAAUGAUUAUGAUUUUUUUUUGUAGCUGUUGACGAUGGACUUGAUGAAAAUGUUUGCAUUUUUUUUAAUUUCUUAACCGUUUGCCAUCCAUUUCACCUCAUAUUCAAUAAAACACAUAUCUCUCUAGUAUAUGUAUAUUAACUAUUCACCAAUUAAAGACACACCUUCAAUAUAAAUAUAAGGUGUUGAAAGACUUCAUAACUUGUGAUUAUGACAUAAUAUCCUUGUUUUAUAUAUCAAAAUAUGACAAUGGUGUCAAUAAAAUUUUACCCAGAGUUCACGUAUAUCUUUAGGCAUGAAAAGUCACUUUUUGAUUUUCUUUUCCUAAAAUUCUGCCAUUUUGCAGGAAUUGCAGAUGAACUGAAAUUUCUUGAUGUCUUUGUAGUAUCUUAGUAGCAGUAUGUUGUAAAGGAAGUGCUGUGAGAAUGCCUUUGUAAUGUAAGCAACAAGCUAGAGACCAAAUUUAAGAAGAAUCUUGUAAUAUUUUGAUGCGCAAAUCACAGUUCUUGCACUUCAUUGUGUUAAACGAAAAUGUAUUACGACAAUCAUUUAAUUUGUAGCUUUAGUUGUACUUGCAUUUUAAGGAGUUGUGAUCAACUACAUGUAGGGCACAAUUUAAACUUGCAAAAUAAAGUAUAGCCUGUAAUAUUAUGUAACAGAACAGGUUCAAAUUAUUUUAAAGCUAACACAUUUUUUCUUCUCAUAACAUAGGUAUUCUUUUAUACAAACUUAUAUCUAUGAUGCUGAUAUUUGCCCCGUACACUUAUACUACACACAUUAAAUUUGUACCUCUUUUUUUUCUUCUAUCUUUAAGUUUAUUUAUUUUCCUUUUACAGUGCAAAACAAGACUAGUUCUUUGCCCAUUAUGAAGAUAAUUUGACACAGAUCUGAAAUGUCAACUUGCCACUUUAUUUGUAAUAUUAACUCAUUUUACCACACAAUAUACCCUGAGGUGUUAUUUUUUUUUAAGAAAAGCAGGAGUUCUUGACAUUCCAGCCUCUCUAUUUUUUGCCAUUUGAUGUUGAAAUUAAGCAGACAGCACACAAAUUGUCAUUUUGUUAACUUUGAAUAUGAAAUAAAAUACUAAAAAAAAGAAACAUUUCACUUAAGGAAUGAAUACUUUCUGCAGACAUUCUGAUUGAAAUGUUCUUUAAGCAGAGCUUUUUCUUUUAUUAACACUCAAAUUACUAUAAAUGGGUGAUUUUAUAGAACCCUCCCCCACCCCAAAAAAGAUAAAUUACAAUAACCUUUUGUUAGAAUAUACACGAGGUAAGUAGGAAAAUCCUAGCACUGAAAAAAAUGUUUAAAAUAUCAGCUGUAUGACCCCUGAGUACUAAGCCUCGUGCUUUAUUGUGCCUUAUUAAGAUUGAACUCCUUGUGCUGUGUAUCAUAUAUAUUAUCCAGCAGAAUAAAUCAAAUAUAUAAAUAUUCGAAAAAUAAUGCACUAUUCAUUUCACAUAGCUGUAUUGGGGUUGGUAAUAAGGGGCACAUACUGUUUGUAGCAAUUCUUAAGGAUAAUGACCAAUGAAUUCCAACAUGUUUAUCCAUUUUCAUGUUCAUGUGCACAUUUCAAUGGAUGAGCUGGUUUUCAGAUAUCAUUAAGUUAGGUUGCUACUUUUACAGUGUUUUGAAUUACAGCACUUUCUUAUCUGCCUUUAUUU
Messenger RNA from Lytechinus variegatus (green sea urchin), 7028 nucleotides. Its product is annotated as formin-like protein 3. Lineage: Eukaryota; Metazoa; Echinodermata; Echinoidea; Temnopleuroida; Toxopneustidae. Gene Ontology annotation, cellular component: cytosol. The transcript has 27 exons. Gene Ontology annotation, molecular function: small GTPase binding; actin filament binding. The record is from RefSeq and is a predicted model, not a curated record. Gene Ontology annotation, biological process: cell migration; cortical actin cytoskeleton organization; regulation of cell shape. Bases 8 to 3229 code for a protein of 1073 amino acids.